CACGUGACCCCGACGGAUAAAAUUUACAUUUACACUUUUGUAAACCCGAGUUGAAGAAAGUGUCUGGAGUACAUUAUCACCUUUACCUUAUUAUCCUGAACACGUUCACAAUUAAAGACAAAAGUCAGAAAAUGAACGGAAACAGUGAUAGUGCAUUUUCUGGUCAAUCAUGGCAAAAUGCCCAGACCAUUUCGGGUGCACCUCAACGAGUAGCCCAACAGCAGGUACAACAUCGAGUACCUCAGUCUAACCAACAAGCACCACCACCACCACCACCACAACAGCAACAGCAACAAAUUCACAGGCGACCUGAUUUAAAGAAUUAUCAUUUUGCCAGUACAAGUCAGGAAAUCUUGAGAAAAUAUUCUAAAUACCCAGCCUCUAUGAGUUUACAUAUAUUUGAGACUCAUUAUCGAUUUAAUAAUUUAAAUGAUUCAAAUAUAAUACCUAAUACUUCACCAAUGAUUAAAGAUUUUUUACGUCAUGUCCUUCGAGAAGAGAUCCCUGUAGAAAUGAGUGAAUUAUUAAAAGAUUUCUCAAUUAAAUCAUAUGAUGGAUGUUUAAUUCUUCAAGUGUAUGAUCAUAGAAAUAUGAUAACUACUACCAAAAAUAGUACUACUGAUAAAAAUAAUAAUAAUAAUAAUAAUAAUAAUAAUAAUUCAACUACAAAUACAAAUACAAAUACAAAUACAAAUACAAAACAAGAAGGUACUUCUCUGACUAAUCAAUCCCAAUCAAAUCUUGUAUCAACUCCAAAGACUUAUAGGACUCUAUUAAGACCUACACAAUUAUCACUUUAUUAUGAUUUAUUAUUUCAUACUGAUCAUGCAUUAACUAAAUUUACCGAUGCAUUAUCUUUACAAAUGGAAUCAGAAAUAUUAACUUUAACUAAGAGAAAAUUAGAUUUAUCAGUCCCAUUAAAUCCAUAUUUGAAUAAUGAUUAUCUUAAACCAGAUUCAGAAUAUCCAAAGAAAAUUUGGGAUGAAUCAAUAAAUGACUAUAAAUUAGAAUUUCUGCAUCGUCAAGGUCAAGAAAUACCACCAAGAAAAAUUCAUCAAGAUGAAAUUGUACUUCAUAAAUCUUCUGAAUAUGAAGAAAUUAUGUUAUUACUUUCAAAUAAAUAUAAAAAAUCAGAUGAAACUCAAGAUAGAAAAUUGGUUAUUGUUGGAUCUUCAUUAUCUUCUACAGCUCCUGCUCCAAUUCCAUCUAAACCUAUAAGUAAAGAAAAUACUUCUGGUCCAGAUUCUAAAGGUAAAAAACCUGAUAAACCAACUACUGCACCUGCUCAAGUUACAACUACAUCUUCAUCAUCUAGACCAACUGGACAAUUUAUGAGAUUAAGAUUAAUUGAAGAAAUUCGGAAAAAGAGAGAAACUGAAAAGCAAGAAGCAAAAUUACAAGCUCAAGCACAAACUAAUUUACAACAACCACCUCAACAAGGAGAAGGUUGGCAAUCAAAUGGUCAAGUUCCUGAACCUGCUAAACCUUUAGAUAAUGGACCUGUACCCAAGAGAGUCAAGAAAGAACCAAUUAAAUCUAAUUUACCACCUCAAUCUAAUCAAUUAAAUAAUAAUAAUAAUAAUAAUACCCCAGGAGGAGGAUUUCAAAAUUCUGGAGUUGUACGGAAUGGAUCAUAUGCAUCAGCCAGUAGUAAUAUAUCAUCUGGUUCAUCACAAAAUGGAGGAUCACAACCAACUUCUCAACAAUCACAAACAUCUCAACCACCAUCACAAAGACCCACGAGUCUACAACAACAGCAACAACAACAAAUCUUUCAAAAUUCAUUAUCUCCAGAAGAACAACAAGCCUUUAGACAAAUGCAAAGUAGAAUGCAAUCUUUGGCAGUUAUGGGUAAUACUGGUGUAGCACCAAAUGGACAACAAUUAACUCCUCAACAAAGACAACAAGCCAUUCAACAAACAAAACUUAUCCAUCAACAAAUGUUACAAAAAUUCCCGGUAUAUUUUGAAAGAUUACGUGAAUUCCAAUUGAUUCAACAACAAAGACAACAAAAGCAAAAACAAUUAGAACAAAAGCAAAUGCAAGCAGCUGCUCUGAAAUCUCAACAACUUCCACUUCAACAACAACAACAACAACAACAAAUGACUCAAUUACCUCAACAACAAUUCUCUCAACAACAUAUUAAUAUUGCUGGGAAAACUAUACCAGGUAAUUCUAAUAUUGCUGAGCCACCAAAGUCUGCUGAAAAGAAGAAGCGUACUUAUAAGAAGAAGAAUACUACUACUGCUACUUGACUUAAUGAGAAUUAAAUUAACUAACUGUAUUAUAACAAAGUUUGCCUAUUUCUUCUCUUUUUAAUUAUAUAACUCAUCUGUGUAAAUUUAGAUUUAGAUUUAGAUUUACUAUUUGUAUUAAUAUAUGGUAACAAACUAUAUAAAAAGCUACUGGCAUUUCAGUAAUAACAAAUUAAGACCAAUAAACAAAAA
Messenger RNA from Scheffersomyces amazonensis, 2447 nucleotides. It is a transcript of the gene SPT20, whose product is annotated as Spt20p. Gene Ontology annotation, molecular function: transcription coregulator activity. The transcript has a single exon. The coding region runs from base 132 to 2255 and encodes 707 amino acids. Gene Ontology annotation, biological process: regulation of transcription by RNA polymerase II. The record is from RefSeq and is a predicted model, not a curated record. Lineage: Eukaryota; Fungi; Ascomycota; Pichiomycetes; Serinales; Debaryomycetaceae. Gene Ontology annotation, cellular component: SAGA complex.